GUUAUUCAGGGCUACAGCGCGUUCUCCAUAUCAUAAUCGCAAUGCGAGGAUAAAGAUUCUUUUUUGCCCGGACUCUAAAGCAACGCAUGGAUGAUUUCGGUUGCGACAUUUUUUAUCCGGGAUGAUUCGUUUGUGUGCGUCCCAUCUAUACCAUUUGGGUCCAAACGUCUUUAACAAGCACCUAUUGACGCGACGUUCUGAUUUUAUUUCCUAUUUCAUAUACUUAUGUACGUCUGCCAUCGGCGAAUCUCAUCUAUCCGCUUUGCUGUUGGCGCGCUUAUAGUUCGAGCAAAAAGCCAGCUUGGGCAAAAGACAUCAAAUCUUUCAAAUGCACGAGAUUGCGCGCUUCCAACAUGCCUGAAUGAGGCCAGAGCUACGAGUGACUACUGCAGCGAGGAAUGUGCUAUCAAGGGCAUCGAACUCGAGGCGCUACAGGCAGUGAUGAACAAAGACCCUAGGCCGGCAGCAAUUAUGAUCCCACCUGCGAAAUCUUCUGCACAAGCUGCCGCAAGAAAACUGUCCUCGCCCGUUCAGCCAUUGUCCCCUAUCCAACUGAAGUCACCCGGUUCACCCAAGGCCGAACAGAAUCCAGUACGAUCAACGGCACUCAAGGGCCUCACGGACAGUCUGAUGGUUGCGUUCGAAAACAAACCCCAGCAGCAAGAAGCGGAUCUGGAGAAGGCCAGUAGACUAGCAGCGGUCAUCGAGAAGGAACUCUAUAUGUUCACGGCGACCCCAGGACAAUCCGGCUGUGGAAAGGACUACAAGGCCAAGUACCGCUCAUUGUUUUUUAAUCUAAAGGACAAAAACAACGAGAGUCUUCGAGCCCGUGUGCUGUCUGGAGAGUUAGAACCCCAUGAGCUCGUCCGCCUCACACCUGAGGAGUUAGCUAACCCAGAGCUGCAAAGCAUUGCCGAGGAAGUGAGAAAGCGAAGUAUUCAUGACUCCGUACUCACAAUCGAACAAGAACCUUUUAUCAAAAAGACCCACAAGGGUGAUGUCAGCUACAUCCCAGGACCGUCCAUGAUGAACGAAUCAUCCUCGACGUCGAGCACCAAACCUGAGGACAAGGAUUAUGAUAAAGAACCAAACCAGGAUUUGACAGCGGAGGAAACUCCCGCGGAGGAAACUGUGCAGGCACAGCAGAGCUCCAGCAAGUCGACGCCCGUGGGAUCACCGACGACAGAUGCCCUGGAUAAGCUGCUGGCGAGAAUUCAAACUAAUAAACGUUCUGGUGAAGAGGUUCUGAAUGAUGCCCUCACAGGCGAGAAACGCAAGAAGCUGAGCGAGGGAGGUCCGGAUGGAUUGGCUUGGGUGUCCUCCUCCUCGUCAUAUCUGCCAAGAGAGCCCUCGCCCUACUCACCGUCGCCAUCACCAUCAGGAUCACCUGCACUAUCCUCGACAACUCCACCAGGUUCACCACCACCACUCAUGCUGGAGGGAAUUGAGCGAAGGCUGAAGAGCGGUGCGUCCUCAGCGAGCAAGCAGGUGCUCCCGGUGUGGCAAGGCACCGUCUACAUGCACCAGGUUACCAAGUUCUUCGCUAGGGCUGUCCAAGUUGGCGGGAGCAGAGUCAUUCCUGGCCGACCAAGUUCUGAUCCUCUCGUGGAAAUGAUUGCACCCGAAUGGGCUGAUAUCUUGACCAAGACCGUUUCGAUUGAUGGUCGCAUUCCAACCGCAGCCGUAGCGAGCUAUGUGGCACAGCAACGACAGUCGGCAACAAAGGAGGUGGUCGUCGUACAGUUUGAACUCGAGGACCCAUCCCCGGCAUCUUUGGAGAAGCGGAAAGCCGAAUUCGACAAGCUAUUCCACUACUUCUACGACAAGGAUCGUAACGGAGUCGUGCCAAACAAGGGGCGACAUGUUAAGGAUAUGUAUUUGGUCCCUGUCGCAUCCAAGGAUCCGCUUCCAGUGUACCUGCAGAACCUCAUGCAGGUCGAGGCCCUAGUCCGUGCGAGAGAGCCCAGGAAGGACGCGUUGUUUGGAGUGCUGAUUGUCAAUAAAGCAUCGUCUCAUCACCACAACCGGGACCAUCAGCAUCAUCAUGGUCAGUCGCCAUCGCAUGCCAAAGCGAGCUCAAGUCACCACAGGCACUCCGGUGCAUCCGCCUCGCGUCCUUACCCAACCCAACAUGAACGGCGCGACAGCAGAGAAAGCCAAUCGAAUGGAUAUACACGACGUUCGUCCACGGUUCAUUCUCCGAGCCAGCAGCCGCCAGCGGUGUCGUCGCUCUUUUCGAUCGGAACGCCUAUGAGUGCUCCUGCUUCUCCUUCCCAAAACGCAACAUCCGCCACGCCAGCAAUAACAGCGCCAAUCAAGGUGCCGACACUACAAGAACUGCAAGGAUUGGUCAACCAACUUUUUCCUGCUGGUAAUCCAGGAACCCCUCCGGUUGCGAUCUCGAGCCCUGGAUCCCAAACUUCUCAAGGAUUGACACCUGCAGCAGCAGCGGUUACCGCUCAAUUGAGCGGCACGAGCGCUUCAAGCCUUAUUGCCGGACUGCCGGCCAAUUUGGCUAUGAACCUUGGCCAGACCAUGGCUCAGUUUAACCAACAGCAGAAUGUCCCCGUGUCUCAUGGACAGCCUUAUUUUGCAAGACCUCCGCCACCACCACUGCCUGCUGGUAUGCCAAUUCCGCCACCAGGGAUGCCAGUGCCUCCGCCUGGCUUCCCGCCACUGCCUCCACACCUGCUAGCUCAACAGCAACAAGGGCGGCCGCCUAUGCCAAUACCACCAGUUCCUCCGAUGCCGCCCAUGGCUCCGCACCAGCUGCAAGCAUUUUUGGCGCAACAUCAACUACAGCAGCAGCAAGGACAGCAAGGGCAACAAGGUCAACCUCCGCAAGCAAUGCCACCAAUGUCACCGUUUGGACCAGGCUUUCACCCACCACCUCCACGUCCAAAUCCCCAACAUGUACUGCAACAACAGCAGCAGCAGCAAUAUCAACCGUAUCCUCCACCUUCUCAAGGACAAUGGCCUGAGCAGACACAUCAUGCUAGGCCCGAUCAAACCCGGAGGCGAGAUUGGUCGUGAUAAAAAAACAGCAGAGGAUACAUUAAAUAUAGUCACUGAAUGCACACAGUGAAAAUGCACAUUGUAUUGCUUUUUUUUGAAUUCCUUUUUCUUUUCUUUCUUCAUUUUACGUUAUUCUACUGCUGCAGCUGGAUUUGUUGCUUCUUCGCAAGCGACACGAGCGAUGAGAAGUUGGGACCGUUAGGAUUGCUGCACAGUGGUUGAAGGAGAAAGGCGGUUUGAUUAUAAUUAAUAUUGCUAAUAAAGCAGAAUAACACAUCUUGCAAUAUAAACGAAUAGACGAUUUUCGUACCA
This is a messenger RNA of Gamsiella multidivaricata, 3327 nucleotides long. Its product is annotated as transcription factor S-II, central domain-containing protein. Gene Ontology annotation, molecular function: RNA polymerase II transcription regulatory region sequence-specific DNA binding. Gene Ontology annotation, biological process: transcription antitermination; regulation of mRNA 3'-end processing; DNA-templated transcription. The record is from RefSeq and is a predicted model, not a curated record. Gene Ontology annotation, cellular component: nucleus. The transcript is spliced from 2 exons. The coding region runs from base 226 to 3033 and encodes 935 amino acids. Lineage: Eukaryota; Fungi; Mortierellomycota; Mortierellomycetes; Mortierellales; Mortierellaceae.